AUGUCGAAUACCACAGGCCGCAUUUUAUGUCUCUUAGGUUUCUUACUAUUUAUCCAUGCCUCCUAUUCUACCUAUGAACAUCUCUCUUAUUUAAAAGCAGUCGAGAAAGUAGAACGGGAUCUGCCCAUUGAUAUAACAAUAGAGACAUUAGUUUCAGUAGCAGUUUUCUCGUUGGGCAUUGUACUGGUGGCGAACCCGUUGAAAGAGAUAUUGAUGAAAACGGAGAUGGCUAAACAGACUAUUGAUAAAAUUGAUGCACGACCUUCUUUUAUGACUUUUAAUCAUCGUGGAAGAAUAGUGCGACGAUCUAUUUAA
This is a messenger RNA of Ambispora leptoticha, 315 nucleotides long. Lineage: Eukaryota; Fungi; Glomeromycota; Glomeromycetes; Archaeosporales; Ambisporaceae. The record is from the annotation of a GenBank genome assembly.